AUGGGGCAAUUCCUCUUUGUGAGCCUCGGUUUGCUGGUCGUGGCCCUCUCUCGAAGAGGAGUCAAAGGCAGCUGUUGUCCUCAUGAUUGGCUCCCCAUGGCUGGGUUCUGCUACAAGGUCUUCGAGGAACAAAAGAACUGGGAGGAUGCAGAGACCUUCUGCAAGAACCACAAGGCAGGCUGCCACCUCGCCUCCAUCCACUGCAAGACGGAGUCAGAUGACUUGGCCGAGUACCUCAAUGACUAUCUCAGAACCAAAACCCAUGUCUGGAUUGGACUGCAUGAUCCAAACAAAAACCGCAUGUGGGAGUGGUCAGACAGAUCCCGCCCCAACUACUUCACCUGGAAUACCGGAGAGCCCAACAACGAAGGUGGCAACGAGUACUGUGUCCACCUCUGGGCCCAGUCAGGUUUCAAGAACUGGAACGAUAUUCGCUGUGACAUCAUCUUCCCUUUCAUCUGCCAGUGCAGAUACUAGUGGAGAUCCUUUUCUUGCUCUGCGGUGAGAGAAGCUCCUGGUGAAGUCUGGAGAAUCAACAAAGUUCUGCCAAAAUCUCUGCUCUGCACCCCUUCCUUUAAUGCCGGGGGACCCAAACGUUUCUAUAUCCUUCACCCCUAGAACGCUUCUGAU
Thamnophis elegans (Western terrestrial garter snake) is the source of this 630-nucleotide messenger RNA. Its product is annotated as C-type lectin mannose-binding isoform-like. The transcript has 5 exons. The coding region runs from base 1 to 477 and encodes 158 amino acids. The record is from RefSeq and is a predicted model, not a curated record. NCBI's taxonomy places the organism in Eukaryota, Metazoa, Chordata, Lepidosauria, Squamata, Natricidae. Gene Ontology annotation, molecular function: signaling receptor activity.